This is a messenger RNA of Pyricularia oryzae 70-15, 1659 nucleotides long. RefSeq lists its product as uncharacterized. The transcript has a single exon. Bases 111 to 1385 code for a protein of 424 amino acids. The record is from RefSeq and is a predicted model, not a curated record. Lineage: Eukaryota; Fungi; Ascomycota; Sordariomycetes; Magnaporthales; Pyriculariaceae.
CAGAGUGCCGCAUCAACAAAGCAGUCUACAUUCGCGACACGCCGCAAUUGAAAGUUUUGUCCGACAAACGCACCACAAUUGCCCUCCUUCUCUCCCACAUCGAUUCCGCGAUGCAGCGACAACCAUCCCUUCCAGACCUGCAUUUUUCAUCGCUGCACGACAAAAUUGACGCCUGGCUAGACGGCACCGGCCUCGACACCGAGUACAAUUCAUCUCCCAACAUCAAGAAGCGCGCUUUCGACCCCGACAUGCCGACACCGACGGGAACCUCGCGAUCGGGAUCGCCCUCCAAACGUCAGCGCACAGAUGGUGCAGCAUCGCUAUCAAACCAGUCUCUCCAGAGCGCACAAUCUUCAUCCUUUCCGCCUACAUCGCAAUCCAUUGCCUCAAUUUCCAGGCGGCCCCGGUCUCCGAAGAAAACAGCGGAUAAGUUGUUCGGAAAGGUUUUCAACGCCAACGCGUCUUUGGACAACCAACCGGAAACACCACUGCCUCCCGAUAUGCUGAAUCUCUACGAAAACAUUAUGGACAUACAUGACAACACUAUACCAAUUUACCCUCUCGGCGCAAAAAAUCAAAUCCAAACUUUGAUCAGGAACACUUCAGAUGACAGAUUUAUUCCAGACCCUGAUUUUGAGCAACAUGAGGACAAGAAGAAACUGGACGCCGCGAUCGAACUGGACGACUUGCUAGCCAUACAAAAAACCGCGGAGAGGUGUGCGAGGUACCUUAGCCAUGAAGGUACAUGGAACUCUGAUGUUCACGCACGGAUUUUGAGGCGUGCAGCGGCUCCCUAUAGUGGAAUCACGGCGGUAGGGGCCACAACAGCAGGCAUUCAACCUGAAUGGCGAAGCGGAACUACGGCGGACGACGCCUCAAAUGGCAGCAAAAUGGUGGACUAUCUCCUAAUUAUUGACGAUUCAGACAUUGCACUGGGGCAUGCAAUUCGAAAUCACACCAGAAUGGUUAAUCAGACCUCGGUUGACGAUUUUUUGGAGCAACCUAUCGGCAUUAGUAUCGAAACCAAAGUUUCGCAAACUUGGUCGAACCAGGGAAAAUUGCAGCUCGGAAACUGGAGUGCUUCAUUGCUCUACAGAUGGUCCCUGUUGCCGACCCUUUGCACCGAUUCAUGCCGCAAGCCCGACGACUAUGUAGCGCCGCCCGUGAUUAAGGCUUUACCAAUCGUCCUCGUCACCGGUCAUUUCUGGGAGGUUUAUUUUUUUUGCGACGAAGAAGACAACUACCAAAUGUAUGGGCCAGUCGACCUUGGAAACACCAGGUCGUUGAAGGAAAUAUAUAAGCUACUUGCGUCAUUGCGGGUGCUUAUCCGAUGGGUGGAUGUCCAAUUGCGUGAUUGGUUUUAUCGCCUUUUCCAUGUUAGGUAGCUUAGAAGGGUUAAAAAAUCGUUAGUCAAAGUCGGGUAUUUCUUCGGCUCAGCUGGUGGACGGACGGUCGCUACACGCUGCAGAGCGGGGGCCUUGAUGUCGUCGUGCUAGAGAAUACAACUGUCACUAGAAGAGGCGCAGAUAAACAAGCCCAGCUGGUCACUCGGAUACUGAACUGCGUCUGUCAGCUCGCAGCCUCCAUCUAAACAAGCCUGGUCCGUCACACAUAUUGGUCCGUCUGCUCAUGUCAGGCGCAGCUAGUGCCUCAACGGAG